Molecule: messenger RNA, 262 nt
Organism: Racocetra persica
Lineage: Eukaryota; Fungi; Glomeromycota; Glomeromycetes; Diversisporales; Gigasporaceae
Source: the annotation of a GenBank genome assembly
UGGUUCUGAGGAUAGUAAAAAAGAUAUCAUAAAAGAAGUAAACGAAGUUGAGGCAGCUAUUAGAGUAGGGAAUAAGGAUAUUGAGGGCAUUAAGAAAGAGAAAUUUGCUGUGAGUAUUUUAGUUGGGGUAACAAAAUAUAGAAUUCAACCUUCGGCAUAUAAAGUGGCCAAUUUGUCACAAGAAAAAAUUAUUGUUACAGCUUAUGUUAACAUAUAUAAAGAAAUUCAAAAAAUAAUUACUAUGUUUUUAAGAGAAAAAUAA